Molecule: messenger RNA, 3632 nt
Organism: Mesocricetus auratus (golden hamster)
Lineage: Eukaryota; Metazoa; Chordata; Mammalia; Rodentia; Cricetidae
Gene: Tollip
Product: toll interacting protein
Exons: 6
Coding region: 124-948 (274 amino acids)
Biological process (GO): ubiquitin-dependent protein catabolic process
Cellular component (GO): cytoplasm
Molecular function (GO): ubiquitin binding; ubiquitin conjugating enzyme binding
Source: RefSeq, a predicted model, not a curated record
AGCUGACUGAGGCGCAGAUUGCCUCGCGGGACAACGGUCGGCGACGCAGGUUGUGGUGGGGCCGGAAGAGCUCUCCCGGCGGGUCUCUGUGCGGUCGGUGAGGCACAGGGCCGCCACAGCACCAUGGCGACCACCGUCAGCACGCAGCGCGGGCCGGUGUACAUUGGUGAACUCCCCCAGGACUUCCUCCGUAUAACGCCCACACAGCAACAGCAGCAGAUCCAGCUGGAUGCCCAGGCAGCCCAGCAGCUGCAGUAUGGAGGAGCAGUUGGCACUGUGGGCCGCCUCAGCAUUACUGUAGUACAGGCAAAAUUGGCAAAGAAUUAUGGCAUGACUCGCAUGGACCCUUAUUGUCGUCUGCGUCUGGGCUAUGCUGUUUAUGAAACUCCCACAGCACAUAAUGGUGCCAAGAACCCUCGCUGGAACAAGGUCAUCCAGUGCACGGUGCCCCCAGGUGUGGACUCGUUCUACCUUGAGAUCUUCGAUGAGAGGGCCUUCUCCAUGGACGACCGCAUAGCUUGGACCCACAUCACCAUCCCUGAGUCCCUGAAGCAAGGCCAAGUGGAAGAUGAGUGGUACAGCCUGAGUGGGAGGCAGGGUGAUGACAAGGAGGGCAUGAUCAACCUGGUCAUGUCCUACACGUCCCUCCCAGCUGCCAUGAUGAUGCCACCUCAGCCUGUGGUCCUGAUGCCAACUGUGUACCAGCAGGGUGUCGGCUAUGUGCCCAUUGCAGGAAUGCCUGCUGUCUGCAGCCCUGGCAUGGUACCUGUGGCCAUGCCCCCACCAGCUGUGGCUCCUCAGCCCCGCUGUAAUGAGGAGGAUCUCAAGGCUAUCCAGGACAUGUUUCCCAACAUGGACAGGGAAGUAAUCCGCUCUGUGCUGGAAGCCCAGAGAGGGAACAAGGAUGCUGCCAUCAAUUCCUUGCUGCAAAUGGGUGAAGAGUCUUAGACCCAUCUGUGGCCCUUGGCUUCACACCACUGACCCUUGGACGUGCCCACCCAAGGCUCCCCAGGGUCACCAUCCCCAAAAGAUUCCAAUGAAAGACCAUCCACAUACCCCUUCCUUGGACAUCUGUGCCUCCCUUUCCCACCUAUUUUGGGGAUGCAUGUGGAUUUUUGGUUCUAGGCAGGCAGUCCUCUUCAUUGUUGGUGGGGAACAACUCCCUCCUUGUCUCUAGUUGGGUGAUGGUGGCAUAGCCUUGUUACUGCACAGACCAGUGGUCCUGUUGUUUGGGGACCUGCAUCUCCCUCCCUCACCCUAUUCUGGAAAGCAUUCUUACAGAAAGCAGCUGACCCUGCCAGGACAUUAAGAGUUUGUACAGCAUCCUUCCGAGUUAGUGGAUGUCAUGAAGUUAUUCUGCCUAACUGGGAUGGUUGUUGAAGGUGCACUGAGCUCAUGUGCACUUACUUGCAGGUUAUUUUUAGAAUUUUAAAGCUAAAAGCUCCUUCCUUCUGAUGUCGUAUGUGAACCCAGGCCCUCACCUAGUCCUGGUCCCGUAAGAUACGCUUCCCAGCCAUAUCCAGCAGGUCUGACUUCUUGUCUAGCUUACCUGUCCUCAGCCACAGAAAUCCAGCGUGAACACAGAAGGUAUCCAGACCUGGUGCUUGGCUGGGCAGGCCCCACCUUGGCCCUCACUGCUAGAGGUUGCUUUCCUCCUCCUUCUGUUUUGUACCAGUACUAUGGGAGUUACUCCAGGGGCUGUUGUUGUUGAUAGACCCUCUUCACACAGCCCAGAGUCAAGUGAAGGAGACAGAUGGGUAGGUGGCACUAUGUGUUUACUACUAAAAGGCAUUCAGGCAUUGUGACACUACUGACCUGCAGCAGACUCUGUUGACCCAUACUGUAGCUCAGCUUGAGUGAUAAAAAUCCCAUGCUUAAAUUAAACCUUCAUGGAGGUAGAGGUGCCUGUACUUGUCUAGUAGAUAUUGUGUAUUAUAUUUUGGGUUGCAAACCUUUGGGUCCAUGAUCUGGCUGUAGAUCUGUUUAGGGACUGAGUGAUGACACCUAGUCCUGAGAUUCAGAGCCUUGAAAGCUUUCUUAGAACUGAUGCACUGUAUAGGUACAUUAAGAAGCUGGCGAGCAUUGCCACAUGUUUGUGGCGUUACAUUGUAGUUGCUUCUUCUUUUUCCAAGAGUUUGUACCCAGCCUUGGACAUAUGAUCCACCAAUAUGGGCAUGAAAGUAACUUCUAGCAGUUGGGACUUUUUGAAAAACCUAAAAUAAGAAAGUUAGUGCUUUGGUUUUGGUCUUUUCCCCUUUAAAAACACAGAUUAAGCUUUGAUGUCAGCUAAAAUAUACUACUUUCUGUCUGUCAUCCAUGGGGGUGCUUUUUGUCAAAUGUAUUGUUUCUAAGUAUUUAUUUUUGUAAGCCCAAAGGCAGUAUGUGGUGAUGGUGGGCAUGGGAUGGUGGUAAUAAGCACUUUUCUUUAGUUGUAGGUCUUUAAACCCUUUAACUGCAAAAUGGAGAAGAAAGACCAAUGUUUGUUAAAUAGAUUCAACCACUUACUGUAAUCCAGCCAGGCACAGAAGUCUCCAUUCUAGACUGUUGUGUGGCCUUGUGCUUGGUAAGCAGGACAGGACCUCCAUAAGUGUCACCAGCAGCCUUGAGACGCUGCAGAGCAGGGUUCUCAGCACCUGUCUCUAGGUCUCAGGUGUGCAUCAGCUUCUGCCUUAAGGAGGUAUGGCUUGAGCAAGGACCGCUUCGUUCAUGUGAGGCUCUAGAGGGAGCAGCACCAUUUCCUGCCAACCCCUGAGCACUCAGAGGCAGCAUUCACCAACUUGUGCAUGCUCAAAUGGGGAAGAUUGGUGGUUAAGACAGAUUUAAGACUUAAGCUGAACACAGACUCUUCCCUUUGUCAUGAACAUUUUAUUUUUUUAAUAGAUUGAAGAAAGAUCACAUUUUAUAAGGCCUCGUGAGACCCCCUACUCUCCUAGGUUUUGUGCUGUCUUGUCUUGGAAUUUCACUGUGUCAGAGCCCAUCUAGUACAAGGGAAGAAGCAGUGCUUGUCAGUGCCUGCCUAGGAGCCUAGGCAUCAGAGCACGACUUGUUUAGCCUUCCAUCCCAUCCGGGGACUUCUUGAAAAGUUGAUACACCUGGAAGGAGUAACUCAAAGGCAGAGUCUGUCACAGAUGUAGACAGGCUUCUGGGUGGGGUCUAGACUUUCACUGGGUGUCAUUGCUGCUCUUGCCAAGUUUGAUCACAAGGUGAUCACUGGAGCACCUGCCCUCAAGCCAGCUGUAGGGUGGGUAUGUGUCUGGGUACGGCCCAGGCUCAUUUCUUCUCUGGACAUGCUGGUUGGCUGAAGUUGUAACCUGCUGCACGUUUGUGGUCUGACGUGGCCACUGUUUCAUCUCACCAUGUGAAUGACACCUACCCAUUUGAGAGAAGUGUUGUGUGACUGGGUUCUGCCUCUCCCUCCCAGGUCACUCUUUACAGAUAUUGGUGUCAAUCUGAUACACGUUCUGGAGGUUGGUGGGAAUGGUUCUCAGAACUCUGUCUGUGGUUGUCUUGGGGAUGGGGUCCAGGUCCAGAUUUUUCUUUGAUUAUAUGAUAUAUUUUUUACUUUUCAGCCUUCUAAUUUAAUAAGUGGUCUAUAUAAAAUAGAAAAAUAAAGUCCUCUAAGGAAAUGUUUA